AUGGCUCGCCGGCUCGUACGAGCGGGCUUACAGCUCGGUGUUUUCACAGCAUUCGUUCUCCUUGUGGUUCUGUUUCUCGACAAUCAAUUCAGCGUCCUUCCUACCUCCAUCCAUGGCCACCUUCCGAUGCACUACUCCGGCUUCGUGAUCACCGAUGUGACAGUAACCACAUGCUCCGCGCUCAAUCCAUUUUCGAAUUGCAACCUUGACCCAGACGCCUGGCACCGUAUCGACAAGGACCUAUACUUGCGCUCGGGCUGGACCUCGACAGCUUAUGUCCAAUUUCAACGAAAGAAGGAGGAAGAUUUGGGCCCUGACGACAAGGUUGUCAUUGACUUGAAAAUUGGUCGUGUCACUCCCCCAGUUGAAGAUGUCGGUAAGGGGGAAGUGGAAGUCUGGGAAUCCCGUCCUGGUGGAAUCUGGCUGAAACGGACCGCUUCUCGUCAUGCCAGCGACUCGGGACAAGCAGUAACUUAUGUUGACGUCCUUUUCGGUGCGGAUGCAGUGGAUCCUCGUCCUAAUUGGGAAAUCAAAGACAUGCCCUUAUUGUUGGAUGGUUGGACGGAAAAGCUAGAGACUCGACUGAGCAUCCGUCGUGGCAACCCGGUCAAGAAGUUGAAGCCCGUUCCCAGAAUCAACGAAAAUGGAAAAUUCAAGGUCAUGCAAUUGGCGGAUAUUCAUUUGAGUACAGGAACUGGCCACUGUCGAGACCCUAUCCCGAUUGAACCUGUGGUUGGACAGAAAUGCGAGGCUGACCCGCGGACCUUGGAGUUCAUUGAGCGACUUCUCGAUGAGGAAAAGCCAGAUCUUGUCAUUCUUUCAGGCGAUCAGGUCAACGGCGAGACCGCUCCAGAUGCCCAAAGUGCUGUCUUUAAAUCUGUCAAACUGCUUGUCGACCGCAAAAUCCCCUACGCUGUCAUUUUUGGCAACCAUGACGACGAAGGCGACCUCAACCGCGAACAACUCAUGGCUCUUUAUGAAAAUCUCCCCUACUCUCUUUCCACAGCUGGACCCGAAGAUAUUGACGGAGUCGGCAAUUAUAUCGUUGAAGUCCUCGACCGCGGCACCGGCACGCACUCUGCUCUUACCUUUUACCUUCUCGACACUCAUUCCUAUUCCCCCGACGAACGCCAGUUCCGAGGCUAUGACUGGAUCAAGCCAAGUCAGACCCGCUGGUUCAAAAACACCGCCCAAAGCCUGAAACGAAAACAUCAGGAAUAUACCCAUAUACAUAUGAACAUGGCAUUCAUUCACAUUCCAUUGCCCGAGUAUCGGAGCAGUGGCAAAUAUUUCCACGGCUCGUGGGACGAAGCCCCAACGGCACCCGGAUUCAAUUCAAACUUCAAGUCUGCUCUCGAAGAAGAGGGCGUUCUCUUUGUCAGCUGUGGACACGACCACGUCAACGACUACUGUAUGCUCGAGCAAGAUGAAAGCGAGCAACCCUCUCUCUGGAUGUGCUAUGGCGGAGGUAGCGGUUUUGGAGGCUACGGUGGCUACAACGACUAUGUUCGCCGUGUCCGCUUCUUUGACUUCGAUAUGGGCCCCGGCCGUGUCACAACUUACAAACGCCUCGAGUGGGGCCAAACCGAAGCCAAGAUCGACGAGAUGAUGAUUGUCGACGGUGGUGCCGUCAAAGGCCCAGAUUCAUCAAAUUAA
Molecule: messenger RNA, 1656 nt
Organism: Penicillium verhagenii
Lineage: Eukaryota; Fungi; Ascomycota; Eurotiomycetes; Eurotiales; Aspergillaceae
Product: metallophosphoesterase family protein
Exons: 3
Coding region: 1-1656 (551 amino acids)
Cellular component (GO): cytoplasm
Molecular function (GO): phosphoprotein phosphatase activity
Source: RefSeq, a predicted model, not a curated record